UCCUCGUUCCGUCACCCCCUGACCAAGGGUAAUUGUACUGUAGCUCCUUGUACCAUACUUUAGUUAUUAAGCUUAAAAUACUAGAUACACUCUGUACUGAUAAGUCAACAGCUGAUAGUUAUCUGAUUAAUGGGGGCAUCACAACCGCAAUAAAAUUGUGCUAACCAAACCGAAAUCUAACAGGGUUUUUUUUAUUACACAAACUCGAAUUACUGUGUUCCAUAAUGCUAUAAAUAAAAUAGCAUCUGAAAUAAACCAUCUGUAAAACUUGGAAUCAUUUCAAUUAUGGAAGCGAAUGGCAGUAGUGCUGUGACGCAAAAUCACACAUCAUACACUUUUUUGCACUCACUUGUGGCAGGUGGCGUUGCCGGUGUUGUUGUGGACAUUGCACUCUUCCCCAUUGAUACAAUUAAAACACGCUUACAGAGCGAAUUGGGUUUCAUACGUGCCGGUGGUUUACGUGGUGUUUAUAAAGGAUUAGCUCCGGCUGCUGCUGGCAGCGCACCAACUGCAGCAUUAUUCUUUUGCAGUUAUGAUAGCUUCAAGCGAUAUUUAAGUACGUCAACUGGUGCAAUUAAUUCUCCAUAUAUACAUAUGGUGUCCGCUUCUUGUGCAGAAAUUUUAGCAUGUAUUAUUCGUGUACCCAUAGAAAUCGCCAAACAACGACGACAAACGAUUGGCAAUACACAAAGAACAACUGCUUUGCAAAUACUAUGGCGCGCCUACAAAACGGAGGGCUUACGUCGUGGUCUAUAUCGCGGUUAUGGCACUACAGUGAUGCGUGAAAUACCAUUUAGUUUAAUACAAUUUCCGCUUUGGGAAUACUUUAAACUACAUUGGACUGACGUCACUGGUAUAGAGUCAACACCAUUCACUGUCGCAUUAUGUGGCGCUGUUGCGGGUGGCAUUGCAGCCGGCUUAACUACACCACUUGAUGUUGCCAAAACGCGUAUUAUGCUCGCGGAGCAAGGUACAGCGACGAAGAUGUUGAAUGCCCGCAUUGUGCUGACGACAGUUUACAGGGAAAGAGGUAUAUCGGGAAUCUUUGCAGGUUUCACUCCACGUGUGCUUUGGAUUACUUUAGGCGGUGCAUUCUUCUUUGGAUUCUACGAUCUAACUUUAAGACUUUUAGGUGCUGAUACCGCAUCGGAUAAAGUGAAUGCUUAGCAUUUAAAUGUAGCUAAAUUUCUGUCAGCCGGUAUACUGUUUGUAU
This is a messenger RNA of Bactrocera latifrons, 1213 nucleotides long. Its product is annotated as S-adenosylmethionine mitochondrial carrier protein homolog. Gene Ontology annotation, molecular function: S-adenosyl-L-methionine transmembrane transporter activity. Gene Ontology annotation, cellular component: mitochondrial inner membrane. NCBI's taxonomy places the organism in Eukaryota, Metazoa, Arthropoda, Insecta, Diptera, Tephritidae. The transcript is spliced from 4 exons. The coding region runs from base 286 to 1167 and encodes 293 amino acids. Gene Ontology annotation, biological process: transmembrane transport. The record is from RefSeq and is a predicted model, not a curated record.